UCGUUGGCUCCAGUUGCAAACUAGAGCAUCGCAUCUCGGCGCAUCGGCGUUUUGAUUGUUUGUUUUGACACGGAGUUCGCUGAAACAACAAGCCGCAGCGGGAGAGGAAGGCGAGUUCAGCGUGCGUCCUCCCUGACCCAAGGUUCCAUCUUUCGGGUUUCCCGUUGGAGUGUGAGUGCUUGCCGUGAUCCUCAAGCUGAACUGAGAGCUGCUUCGGCCCCCCCCUUUUUUAGCUCAACCCCUGCGCUAUGAGCAGAGGUAGAGGAGGGCCAUACAAAGAACAUUACAAUAGGCAUCCACCUCCCCACCCGCAGGCCAAGGAGAACUACUACAGACCUGGUCAGGGCCCAAUCUUUCAUAGAGCCGGCCCAGAGCGAAUCCCAAAUCUAAAUUACUACAACCGUACUGGAGUGCAGCCGCCGCCUCCUCUGCUCCAAUCUGCUCCCCCUGUACAAGGUCACACUGGAGUGGUUGCUGCUUCCGACUACGUACAUAACCAGGGUCAGGGUGGCAGUCCAGCCCCAAACUCCUUCCUUUGUAAACAAAUUGAAUUUCUAAGAGGACAGAGCUCUGAGGCACCAAAGUUCAGGUCCAGCAUUCAAGGAGGGGAGACCGCAUCCAGCAGGCCGCCUAGUUUUCCGUACCAGUCGCAGCCGGGCUAUAGUAGGUAUCCAAACCCAAGCAGCAGCCCAAGAGGCCGAGGGAGCUACUGGCCAAACCAGAGUUCACCAUACGCUUCGAGUCCAGGAGCAUCUCGGGGGGCCCUGGGACCUCGUUUCCAGAAUCAAAGCCAGUUUCAAGGCAAAGCCAGCAACAGUCAGUCUUUCAGCAGACAAUGUUGGCCCCAGAUAGACUCUGUGUGUGAUCGCUUUCAGAGUUUGUCUCUUCAACAGCAUCGGUCCAAGCGAGGUAGAGAGAGGUUUGACAGAUAUUCUUCACCCAUCAGCUCGGCAGAUUCGAGAUCAGAACGACUUAACAUCACCCUUACGCCGGACAUACAGGAGCGGGUGCACCGGGCUUUGGCCGCUUUGAAGCCGGGCGAUAGUAUCUGUGCUAGAGUGUUAGCCAAAAGACUUCAUUUGCCCAAAAAGACAGUCAACAAGGCUCUCUACUCGUUGGAGCGCUCACAACAAGCUUUUAAGCAAGGACUACUGCCUCCUCUGUGGAGUCUGCACAGAGCUGAAGGGGAUCAGGUCUCUGAUAGUAAAAGUUCAGCCUCCUAUCAGUGCGCUGGUACAGGACACCCACAAACGACUGAAACCGAGCUUGACCCAGAUAAGGAAAACAAGGCACAGGUCAAAGAAGAGGACCCUGACACAGAAUCCAGUUCGUCUUACAGCUCGUCUUCAGAGUCCGAGGACUCCGAAGACUCAGAAGAAGCUCCGACACCGACAGAAAGUCAGAACGACUCCAAAGAUCAUCCAAGCAUAACCCGCUUCUUGGAUCAGGACGCUAACCAUCCCGUCAUGGCACACCACAAAGAGAAUAUUUUAAAGUACCUUCUAGACUCCGGAGAGGCAACAGCUCUCUCUAUAGCCAAAAAUCUGGGUCUUAAAAACGCCAAGCACGUCAACCCCACCCUUUACGCUUUGGAGAAGCAAGGCGAAGUCGAUAGAAACAAUGACGUUAAUCCUCCUACAUGGAGCCUAUCAGCCCACCGCAAAGAGAGGAUGGAAAGGAGCCUGAGAAUUGCAAAGAGCGCCCCGGCUAUUGGGGGUCAGAUGGAGAUGGACAUAAAGAUGGAGGAUGGCGGAGCGUCCAUCUUUCUACCAUCAGCCACUCCACCUAUACCAGGCCUCGAGCCUUUGCCGCUGCUAGAGGAUCUGCUGCAAGAGCAAAGUCAAGACAUGCAGCCACUCGUGAGCCUGUGUGAAGACAAAUACUCCAGCGAGCAACCGUGGGCCUCUGACAACAUCCCAGACUACCUGAAUGCCAUCCGGAGGGAGACCGAUGCUAAGAAAAUGGCAGAGCAGCAGAGCGGUGCUGAUGUGGGAACUGUUGCUGUGUCUGUGGCUGCACCACCUCCUCAAAACCUGUGGGCCAAGUUACAGGAAGUGAGGCUGAAGAAUCCCGUCAGCGGCCUGAUGGAGUAUGCCCAGUAUCUGGGCCAAAACUGCGAGUUCCUGCUCCUCGACCAGUCGGGACCCUCUCAUGACCCGAGGUUUCGUAUGCAGGUGAUGCUGAACGGGAAGCUGUUUCCCGUCGCAGAGGCUUCCAGUAAGAAGGUUGCUAAAAAGGAUGCUGCUGCAGCUGCCCUGCGCGUACUCAGCGGAGAGACGCCGGACGCGGCGGAGGAGGGAAAUGCUACCGCCGUUGAACAAAGGUUGGAUUUGCCUCCAGACACCAACGUUUCAGUUGAAAAUGUAGGAGGGACCUUUGGGUCUAACAAUGUGGAAGGAUCAGCUGAGGGCCCUCGUCAGCCUCUGGCCCGCUCCCUGCCUGGUGGGAAGAAUCCCGUGUCUGUCCUCAUGGAGUACAGCCAGCGCAGCGGAAACUCCAUUGAAUUCAUCAACACUGGGCAGGCGGGCCCACCACAUGACCCAAGGUUCAUGUUCAGGGUGAAGGUUGGGGAGACGCUGUUUGCUGAGGCCUCGGCUCCGAGCAAGAAGGCGGCCCGUCAGCUGGCGGCGGAGGAGGCGGUUAAAGAAUUAAUGGCUGAUGGAAAGCUGCAGGUCAACAAGCCUCAGUUGCCUCUCGGUCCGUCCAGUGAUUCAGAUGGAGGUGCUUCCAGGGCAACCUGUCCUUCUUUGCCUCCUCUAACUGCAAGUGAGUUACAAGCAGCCCAUGAGGCAGGGGUCGGGGACCUCAUCAACCACCUGAACAACAACGCCGUGUCAGGUCUGUUGGAGUAUGCAAGAGCCCGGGGCUUUGCUGCCGAGAUCCGCCUGGUGAGCCAGUCUGGACCCCCGCAUGAUCCUAAGUUUACCUACCAGGCCAAGCUGGGCGGUCGCUGGUUUCCUCCAGUUUGUGCCUCCAACAAGAAACAGGGAAAGCAGGAAGCAGCAGAUGCGGCACUGCGGGUUUUGAUUGGAGAAGCUGAGAAGGCAGCGCGUACUGGAGAGCUUAUCCCAACUGAGCUCCCGGUAAGCGGCAGCACUUUGCACGACCAGAUAGCCAUGUUGAGCCACCAGCGCUUCAACGCCCUGACCACGCGCAUCCAGCACAGCCUUCUGGGACGCAAGAUUCUGGCCACCAUCGUCAUGAGGAGAGGGGAGGGACUGGGAACGGUCGUCAGCCUUGGAACCGGAAAUCGUUGUGUGAAAGGGGAGGAGCUGAGCCUUAAAGGGGAGACUGUAAAUGACUGCCAUGCAGAAAUCAUCUCCAGGAGGGGAUUUAUUCGGUUUCUGUACAACGAGCUGCUCAAGCACUGCGACGGAGCCGACGACAGCAUUUUUGAGCCCGCAGAGGAGAACAAACUCAAGAUCAAAUCUGACAUUACGUUUCACCUCUACAUCAGCACAGCACCUUGCGGGGAUGGAGCUCUGUUCGAUAAGUCGUGCAGUGAGACGGGAGAUGAAAACCAGGGCCACAAGCCUCUUUUUGAGAAUGCAAAGCAGGGCAAACUGCGCACUAAAGUGGAGAACGGCGAGGGGACCAUCCCAGUGGAGUCGAGUGCCAUUGUCCCCACCUGGGACGGCAUCCAGCACGGUGAGAGGCUGCGGACCAUGAGCUGCAGUGAUAAGAUCCUGCGCUGGAACGUGCUGGGCCUGCAGGGGGCACUGCUCUCUCAUUUCUUGCAUCCCAUCUACCUGAAGUCCAUCACGCUGGGCUAUCUGUACAGCCACGGUCACCUGACGCGGGCGGUCUGCUGCCGACUGGCCAGAGACGGCGAAGCCUUCGCCCAGAGUCUCCCUCCUCCCUUCACUCUGAACCACCCUGAGGUGGGCAGAGUGAGCGUGUACGACUCCACCAGACACACGGGCAAGACCAAGGAGUCCAGCGUGAACUGGAGCUUUCCAGACCAGCACAACGUAGAGGUGCUGGACGGGACCAAAGGAACGAUAGACGGGAACAAACAGGCCAUGUCCCGCGUGUCCAAGUCCAACCUGUUCUGCCUGUUCCGCUCUCUGUGCCAGAGGCGCGGCCGCACAGACCUCCUCUCUCUGUCCUGCUACUCGCAGGCCAAGAUGUCGGCCGUGCCCUUCCAACUUGCCAAGAAACGGUUCUUUGAAGCCGUCUGCCUCCACGGCUACGGAGCCUGGAUCGGCAAGCCGCUGGAGGAGAAGAGCUUUGAAUCGUGGGAGGGAACCGGAAACAACGGGGGCAACGUCCAUCUGGGAUACGGGAACAGUAAAAACGGAGGGGUGGUUGAGUACAAUCAAGCCGAGGCGUAGAUCCGUUCAGAGGGUUUUUUUCAUUUAAAAAAAAAAUCUGAUUCAUCCGUGGGGAAACAGAAAAAAAAGGGUGAGAUUAAGGGUGGGGGCGUUGUGGUUUGCAGACAUAAUGAAAUAAAAGUACAAUCAAACGGCGCACAGCGGGUGGCCAGAACUGUGUCUUCUGAUGGAGGAUGGUUAAAGGCUGCGGAGAGAGAGAGAGCGAUAGAAAGGGACAGGACGAGUGAAGGGCAAAGCCCGAAGUAUGAAUGAGGUCACAGCUGACAGUACAGAGCUGGAGAGAGAUCCACAGGCUGUACAGAGCGCUGUAAACACUACACGCAAAAUAAACUUUCCGCAGUCAGUCAAUCUCCAUCGCUGUCAGCAUUGCACGGCUCAACUUCAACAGUUUGUGAGUCUUUUUUUUCUUUACGGUCAAAACCUCUAAUUAAAUUUUCUGUCAUUGGAGUGCAGGGCCUAUUCUGUUUUUAUUUUUCUUCUGUUGGAGCUGUUUUUGUAAAAACACACGUUUUCCUGUUUUAGUGGAAACCGCAAACAGCAAAGAUUAUUUUUGCGUAUUAGAUUGUGUGUGUCUAUUUUCAACAUGUGACGCUGUUGCAUCCCGUCUCGUUGUGGCCAGACCCCAACCUGAGGAUGAUCCAUCCUCGUCAGACCUACAGCAGCCACAACACGCAAUUGUUUGAUUUUUUUUUUUUUACAGUGAUUUAUUUGCAAUGUGUGGAUGUUGUUUAGAUUUUAACCCUGGAAAAGAGCCGGAUGUAACUUUAGGAUGAAGUUUAUGCCAAAACAAUCUGAAAUAUUAACCGAACUGACCUAUUAAAAAUAAACUAAUUAAAAAUGACUUGGAAAGCUAGGAUCAAAAUAAAAGGCAAUACAACC
This is a messenger RNA of Fundulus heteroclitus (mummichog), 5213 nucleotides long. RefSeq names its product adenosine deaminase RNA specific (gene adar). NCBI's taxonomy places the organism in Eukaryota, Metazoa, Chordata, Actinopteri, Cyprinodontiformes, Fundulidae. The transcript has 16 exons. Gene Ontology annotation, biological process: RNA processing; adenosine to inosine editing. The record is from RefSeq and is a predicted model, not a curated record. Gene Ontology annotation, cellular component: nucleolus; cytoplasm. Gene Ontology annotation, molecular function: double-stranded RNA binding; tRNA-specific adenosine deaminase activity; double-stranded RNA adenosine deaminase activity. The coding region runs from base 249 to 4334 and encodes 1361 amino acids.